CUCCUUUGUGUGGAACGCACUGGUCUUGUCUCAUUGUUGUAUUUAUUUUUCUUUGAUUUAUGUAGCCGGGCUGCAAUUAUAACCUCUGGAUCCUAUAACUACUUGUCACAACCCCUGAAUCCGUGCAGUCGAUGAUGUUUAUCCCAUCGAUCACCCUCGCAGCUGCUCUGCUGGCCUUGAGCGGCAGCGUCGCCAAUGCCCAUGGCGCCCAUUCCGAUCAGCCCCCAUCUUCUGACUGGGCGACGCGGCACAUGAAUGAGGAACAUCACAUCGAUUCUUUCGACCCCGGCUCCUUCUUCGCCCUUCACGAUUACGAUAACUCCGGAGCUUGGACUUUGGACGAGGUUCGGAAGACAUAUGGCCUGGACGACGAGUCGAACGCCGGCGUGAGUGAAGAUCGCAAGCAGCAGGGCGUUCGGGAGGUGUUUGCGCUGUUCGACCCCACCAACACUGGCAUCAUCUCCCGCGAUAACUGGAUGCGUUUGAUCUCGUCCGGCACUCGACUUCCCGAUCUUGGGUUUGGUCCCGGUCAUCACGGCGAUAUCGAGUAUGAGUAUGAAAUCCACCAUUUCGAGAAGUACCACGGAGACGAUACAACAGAGGAGGACCUCAACCAUCCCGAAGACAUUGAGCAUUUCCGGAGACACGACGAGGAGGAUAUGGCGGCGGAAAGGCUGGAACAGCUCGAAAGGACACAGAUUGUGGAGAACAAUAUCCCGCAAAAGUUCCGCAGAAAGAUUUGAAGACGUGUACAGUAUGGCGUUGAUUUUCUCUUUUUCUUUUGUUGUAUAUAUGAUGUCUCCUUGGACAGUGUGAAUGCCGGUUACUUGAUAUGAACCGAUAAAUCGAUACCCUUUCGUCCCGAGGAUAGGAUAUUCACUGUUUGAUCUGGCCGGAUCCAGAUUUGCCCAGCUGCGCGCAAGUGUUGGGCUCGAUUUCAUUGAUGGGUCAGAGCUGGUGGGUUUGGGUUUUGUUGUUUCGCCAGUGCCUUAUUUCGGACCGUUGUCGGAUGGGGACGACAGUCUUACAUCGAAGACACAGUGCAUGACCCCCGGCGCGUAGGUCUUCACAAAUUCAACAUGGCGGCACUCAGCAAUGGCAGGCGAAUUGAUAGCCUGGGAUCGUAUCCUUUGGAGCUCUGUAGUAAAUUCCUGUUUCUUCUGCU
This is a messenger RNA of Aspergillus campestris IBT 28561, 1165 nucleotides long. Its product is annotated as nucleobindin SSP120. Gene Ontology annotation, molecular function: calcium ion binding. NCBI's taxonomy places the organism in Eukaryota, Fungi, Ascomycota, Eurotiomycetes, Eurotiales, Aspergillaceae. The coding region runs from base 132 to 743 and encodes 203 amino acids. Gene Ontology annotation, cellular component: endoplasmic reticulum-Golgi intermediate compartment; extracellular exosome. The record is from RefSeq and is a predicted model, not a curated record. The transcript is spliced from 2 exons.